AGUCAACUCUCCAAAAAUUAAAAAUUAAAGAGUCAUCAAUAAUUAAAUGCCCAUGCUUUUGCAUAGUGCAAAUCUUGGUUAAAACUCCUUAAACCGUACGACUGAAUUAAUCAACUUUUAAUUGGGAUUUUCUCUUUUUAUCCCCUCUUGUUUAGUUUGAUUUUAAUUAGUAAGUUAUUGCUAUUGUUUAUCAAGCUAGGUUUCUGUUUUAGUUGUUUAAUUUGUAGAGUUAAUUCUUUUUUAAAUUGAUAUUAUCAGUAAACGUGUCCACACCUAAGAUAUGUAAAGGUUUUUAACGGGGUUUAUAACGUUUGUAUCCGUUGUUUCUUUUAAGUUAGAUUAUCAUAUUAUUUUGUUGUAAUUAUUGUUCCUUUUUUCAUAAUGCUUUGUCACACUUUCUAUAGUAUUUUGCCAUGACUUUUUCAUUUCCUGUACUCCCCCGUCUCAAUUUAUGUGGUACCUUUCGAAUUUCAAGAUUCAAAUAAGUAUUUUUUUUACCGUACUUUUUUCAUAUAUCUUUUAAUUAUAUUGAGUUGUCAAUUAUUAUGUCUUAUAAUAUUUUUUUAUGUAGUUUCUAAAUAUGUAAAUUUUAUUUUAAGAAACUGAAAGAUUUCAUGCCUAAAUUCACGGUUAGAAUUAAACUGUUUGACUGUCGAAAUUUGAACUGUGUCACAUAAAUUGAGACAGAGGGAGUAUUUCUUUUUUCGAACUGCAAUGAAAUGCUUUUUCUUGAGCCAAGGGUUUAUCGAAAACAACGUCUCUACCUCAACAAGGUCGGGGUAAAGUUUGCGUACACUUUACCAUCCUCACACCAUACUUGUGGGAUUACACCGGGUGAUUUAAGAGGAGAUAUUGUCAGUAAACUUGUCUCCACAUCAAAUAUGUAGAGGUCAUUGACGUCGAAAGGAUCAUGGUGCUUUUAUCAGGCCUGGAAUAUGUGAUUUUGGAGCUUUGCAGAAGCAGGGGAAGUUCAGGGGUGACAUCAGGCACAUGUUUAAUGGUGAUGAUAUCUUUGAGGGGGACUGGGUUCUUUGGUGCUGUUGGUAGCAGCAUAAUCUUCGGCAAACUGCUCUAGCACUAUUUCCUAGGAGAACUCUGGAGAGCAGAUGGACCAUUUGGUCUUACACGUUAAUUUGAAAAGAUGAGGAUUUUGGUGGUGGAUGAUGGUGUUGUUGCUACGAUACUAAGGACCUGUAACUACCAAGUUACGACUGUCAAAUAUCCAAUGGAUGCUUUGUCUACACUUUCGCUCAAAGGCGAUUCUUUUGAUCUCGUUGUCACCAAUGUGCACGUGCCUGAUAUGAAUGGCUUUGAUUUCCCACAAGUGAUAACCCAAGGAUUUGAGCUACCUGUUGUGUUGAACUCAGCUGAUAACAAAGAUGGUUCCAAAUUGAAAGGACUAAAAAAGGUUAAGGUUGAGUGGACAACGUCACUUCACCACAAAUUCCUGGUAGCCAUCAUAGAGAUUGGGUUAGACAAAGUUACGCCAUUGAAGAUUCUUGAUCACAUGAAAGUCCCUGGAUUGACUAGAGACAAUGUAGCCAGCCAUCUGCAGAGAUAUCGUAUUUUCUUGCAACGAGUCACUGAUUCAUUCUGUAAAACCCAAGCUGCUGACAAAAAAUUAGCCAGUAAGGCUGUUCAAGAGAAUUGUGGACUGGAUGAACAGUUCUUUGAAAACACUCGUAACCCUAGCUCAUCGCUUCACACUUCAACAGGUUAUCUGACAGGCAAUCUACAACAUCUGAAGAAUAAGGGGAAAGAAGUUGAUGCUGUGCUCGAUCCAGUUUGCAACUCUUCUGUGUUUCACAACAUUAAUGCUACGCAGCAAGCACAACGCAUUGGUGAUCUUAGAACUUCUUUCAUGAAUCAAGGGAAUGUUCAACCUCAUCAGCUAAACAAUGAAGAUGAGAUGAGUGUCAACUUCGAUCGUGGUAUUAAUCAGGACAUGGAGGAGAAGGACCCUUUGCAAUGAUUUGAUCAAAUACCAUCCAAGCAAAGGAAGGACGAAGAAUUUUUGGUUUUGGUGCUUGCUUCAAGUCCUUGUGAAGAUGAGCAAAGCAUAUUUAGUUCAAUAGAAUAUUUAAGAGACAGUUUUAUAGCAACAAACAAUGUUGGUGCCAGAGACAGAUUAAUGUUUUGCUUUAGUAUUUCCUUUUGUGACUCUAGAGAUAAUGAUAUGUUUUCAAUUUUCAGAGAUUAGUACUUUCAAAUUUUGAUGAAUCAAUGUGGUAACAGGUUGCUUAAGCUA
Molecule: messenger RNA, 2248 nt
Organism: Lycium barbarum (goji berry)
Lineage: Eukaryota; Viridiplantae; Streptophyta; Magnoliopsida; Solanales; Solanaceae
Product: putative two-component response regulator ARR21
Exons: 11
Coding region: 1142-1972 (276 amino acids)
Biological process (GO): regulation of DNA-templated transcription
Cellular component (GO): nucleus
Molecular function (GO): DNA-binding transcription factor activity; DNA binding
Source: RefSeq, a predicted model, not a curated record